Molecule: messenger RNA, 1350 nt
Organism: Rhinopithecus roxellana (golden snub-nosed monkey)
Lineage: Eukaryota; Metazoa; Chordata; Mammalia; Primates; Cercopithecidae
Gene: TMEM69
Product: transmembrane protein 69
Exons: 3
Coding region: 316-1056 (246 amino acids)
Source: RefSeq, a predicted model, not a curated record
CUCUGAAUCCACUUGCCGGAAGUGCCUUUCCAGUAGACCUGGGCUGUUGUUGCGGUUGUUCUCCGCCUCUCCGUGCAACGCUGGCAAGUCUCAAAGUCGCCACAGGUGCAGGUUGGGAUGGGAGGCACCAAGGAUUGGUAGUAAAUUGGAGACGCGGGCACUAUCGGGCAGGGUUUCCCGAAGACACUGGCGUCUAAACCCCGCCUUCCUUUCUCAGAGAAAUGCCCCUGAUUCAGUGCCUCCACUUAGCUGCAACAACACGUUAAUCAGAACUGCCUGGCAUCUUCCUGAACAAGACUUUCAAUAGGGGCCAGGAUGCUUCGCUUCAUCCAGAAGUUUUCUCAAGCAUCUUCAAAGAUGCUGAAGUACUCUUUCCCAGUGGGACUAAGAGCCAGCAGAACAGAUACACUUUCUCUCAAGGUGUCUCUCCAGCAGAACUUUUCCCCAUUUCCAAGGCCUUGGCUUUCCUUAUCAUUUCCGGUGUAUAUGAGCAAGACACAGUGCUAUCAUACAUCCCCCUGCAGCUUUAAAAAGGAGAAGCAAGCACUUCCAGCCAGGUCACCAAGCACCAUCAGUUACAUAACUGACAGCCCAAAGCCAGCAUUAUAUGUAACUCUGGCAGGACUAAUCCCCUUCGUUGCUCCACCACUGGUCAUGCUGAUGACAAAAACUUAUAUUCCCAUAUUAGCUUUUACUCAGAUGGCUUAUGGAGCCAGUUUCCUAUCUUUCUUGGGUGGGAUCAGAUGGGGUUUUGCUCUACCAGAAGGUAGUCCAGCCAAACCAGACUACCUUAAUUUAGCCAGCAGUAUAGCUCCUCUUUUCUUUUCAUGGUUUGCCUUCCUUAUUUCUGAAAGACUUAGUGAAGCCAUAGUCACAGUAAUAAUGGGUAUGGGGAUAGCAUUACACCAAGAAUUUUUUCUCUUACCACAUUAUCCCAACUGGUUCAAAGCCCUGAGAGUAGUAGUCACUUUAUUGGCUACUUUUUCAUUUAUAACCACUUUUGUAGUUAAAAGUAUUUUUCCAGAAAAAGGACAUAAGAGACCUGGUCAAGUAUAAAAAAUAUAAAAAUACACUGUAGAUAACAUUAGUAUGCCGGCUACACCUUCUUCUACUUCUGUUUGGCUCUUUUUUCCCACACCAGUGGUAAUUUAUUCUUCACAGAUUGUUCUUCAUUUCUAGAAGUUGUUAUUUCAUAGUAAUUACUUGAGCAAAAGCUUGAAAAUCCCUGACAAGUACUUUUCAUCUCAUAGUAUAUUAGUUUUCACUCAGUCAUUUUAUGAAUAAUAGUUAUCCACUUAAACAUUUCAAUAUUUUAACUGUCUUGAAAAUUAAAAGAUUAAAAAUCCCCUU